Messenger RNA from Penicillium taxi, 2706 nucleotides. RefSeq lists its product as uncharacterized. The transcript is spliced from 2 exons. Gene Ontology annotation, biological process: nuclear-transcribed mRNA catabolic process, nonsense-mediated decay. The coding region runs from base 1 to 2706 and encodes 901 amino acids. The record is from RefSeq and is a predicted model, not a curated record. NCBI's taxonomy places the organism in Eukaryota, Fungi, Ascomycota, Eurotiomycetes, Eurotiales, Aspergillaceae. Gene Ontology annotation, molecular function: telomeric repeat DNA binding; protein binding; telomerase RNA binding. Gene Ontology annotation, cellular component: telomerase holoenzyme complex.
AUGAGUUCUGACAUAUCACUUGCUGCUAGUAAUGCGCUUGACGCCGAAAGAGAACUACUACGAUGUUUAGCUGAGAAGGAACCGACGUUCGCCGAGAUCUCGCACUUCCUAACAACGUCAGUACCCGAUUGCUUGAACCAGUGCGCCCCUGGCCUGCGCUUACAUGGACAAUUCAUUAGAUUCCGCUCCGCAUGCCAGAAUGCCAUCCUACUCAACUUUGAAAUGGCUCGCGACCUCGACAUGGAGGAUCCCGAUGUCGAGAGUCGACUCUGGGAUGCGCACGUGAAACUCAACAGUCGGUUUCGCAAGCUGCUCUCUCGCCAUCGCGAAGAGAACUCGAAGAAGAAGCCGGUAGAGAAACGGAAGCUCGAGAAGCAUUACCUGGACUUCAUCAAAUCAAGCCAGCGAUUCUACCGGGGCUAUAUCCAGCACUUAUCGUCGCAUUUUGGCGGCAUUGUUGAACUGGAUAAAGUUGCGCGCAAGUUCAAUUUUGAGAGUGCGCAAAUCUCUAAAACCAAGCUGCUUUCGCAAUGGUUGGGUACUGACAAUAAAACUCCCCUAGAUCUCUCUGCAUAUCCUUCGUCUACGGUUGCGCCUGAGUUGCGCAACCGAAUCCUCAAGUCUUGCCAUGCCACCCUUAAUCGACUUGGCGACCUCUCUCGAUACCGGGAGACUGAACUAGCCAGCAAGGUCCGCAAUUGGGGACCCGCAAUUGGAUAUUAUGACUUGGCUUUAGCGAUUUAUCCUGCAUCGGGCGCAUCGCAUAACCAGCUGGCAGUCAUUGCUCUUGUAGAUGGCAAUCAUUUCCGGGCCACGUAUCACCUUUACCGGGCACUGUCUGCCCAGGAGCCUCAUCCCUCGGCCAGGGGAAAUCUGGAGAUUGAGUUCCGGAAAGUCAUGAAUGCGUGGGCGAAAAGGGAGCUGAUUCGACCUGAGGAUGCUAGAAUUCCAGGAAAAGCGUUGUAUUCCUGGUUUGUCUAUCUCCAUGCCCAAUGCUACAAGGGAAACGACUUUCCCGAGCUUGACGAACUCGAGAGUGAGGUCAUGAGCCAGCUUGCAGUUGAAAUCAGAGAGCGGUCUCUUGAAGGAACGCUUCAAAAGAUUUGCAUGGUCAACAUAGCUGCGGAAGCCUUUGCCCGAGCCCGGUCAGUUGAAGAGCCUGUCUCGAAUGCAUGCGUCUUCUUGCAACGGAUCAAUGUGAAAACGUUUUUCACAUUGCUACAAAUCCUUUUGGUUGAAUUAGAGCGCUUCGCAGUUGAAGACUCGAGCAACAAAGAUUCCAAAAAUGGUUCCGACAAGGUUACCGUCGUCGCGCGUCGGAUCAUGCCUGCGCUGCGGCUUUACAGCUCCUGGCUUGGUACCACUAGCGACCUCUUGGUUGCGCAGAAGGAAGAGAAGGAUUCUUCUCUGUCAAUUCAAAUCCAAGAAUUCUGGAAAAUUUAUGCAGGAACUUUGACCCUCUUAGCCUCGACAUUUGACAUUACGGGUGAUGUCACAGACAUUGACUAUCUGCUUGAAGAAGAUGAGGAAAGUCUUGGCUUUGCCCCUCUGGGUGAUGCAAUAUCUUCGAGCCGAAUUACUGGCGACGAUGAACAGCUUAAGCCUCGGAUGACCGACCCGGGUGUCGAAAGAAGUCAUCCUAACAUGGAAAUGCUUUACAGAGUCCGUGCGUUCGUGAUCGACGGCCUCUAUCUGGUCGUAGGAAAGAAAAUUCCUAUUGCUCUAGUAGAUGACGAAGAAAAGAACAUCUUCGUUUACCAAGAGGAGGGACUGCCAUCUCAGUUUUUCUCAAGCCCCCCUGGUCGUGAGAACACUCUCUCAGCUGCCAACAUUGAACGAGAGGACAUCCCGCAACCUGCUAAGAAUCCAAACUCAGUUGGAGAAGGGCUAAGCAUUUUUGGUGGUUCCCAGUCUGCGUCCGCAUCUAUUUCUGCCAACAUGUAUCGCAUUGUUGAAGAUAUGGAGCGGUUGGUUGAGUCUGACACGUGUGAGGACGCACCGCCGGUUUCUGAUCAAUUCGCCUUCAUGAACGACCCUCGAGCUAUGGCUGCACCAUCUGUGCAUGUUAAAUCGUCUACCAACAGUUUCCCUUAUUCCGACUUUGCUGCUCCCAUGGCUCCCCCUGGGCUUGGUCCGCCGGUCGUUAAUGCUGCAGACUCUCUCCGUGCAUCCGCACCUCGGUCUUUUACGCCCAUGCCCACCAUUCCUAGUAUUCCAAGCAUAUGGAAUGACACAUCCGCAGGCCCACUGCGAAAUGGUCCAUCCCCCAGAACUCCCCCGGGUCUUGGCCAACAGCCUCCUCCGCAUGCGACGAAUGGUUCGAACAUAAACGUCUCAGAGCUAUCCCCAUCCCAGCAGCAGAUUGAAAGUGAGCUGCGCCAGUACAAUUUGAGAAAUCAGAACCAGCUCACGGGCUCUCUCGAUGCAAAUGGAUCAAUGGCUUCUUCGUGGAUGCCACCACCUGGCCUACCCACCGCACAAUCUCGUCCUAUUUCUACCACUUGGGAUCGCGAUCCUUUGGCCCCCAUGACACUUGGCUCGUAUUCUAAUGCCACUCCAAACCAGUCAUGGGCCAAUAAUGCGUUUAUUGCCAGCAGCCUGGCAUCGGGUGCUGGAAACUACAACUCUCCAUUUAGCGGCAACCGCAAGUCAAGCACCCAGCUUGGUGCAAUUGGUCAAACUCCUCCAUGUGGUCAGGGAGGCUGA